UCAGCAUCAUCCAGGGGCGAUGGCCGGCGCGCGAGGCCGAGGCCGCGGGAGGCCGAAGUCCAUUGGCGAUCUUGCGCUUGAUACACGCAGGACGCGCGUGCGAGGAGGAAACGGCGGCGGCGCGCGGCAACAGGCACGCGGUCCAGAGACUCGCCGCAUACGGCGCGAGGCGUCGGCGGCGGCAGCAUGAGCGCGUCGCGGGAGCUCGACAUCGUCCUCUUCGGAGCCACCGGCGUGACGGGCACCCACGUGGUCGAGGAGCUGCACCGUGCCUCCGAGGGGCUGCGCUGGGGCGUCGCAGGAAGGAACGCCGACAAGCUUCGGUGCGCCCUGCGAGCGGCCGCCAAGAACCUCGGCCUCCAAGAUGAUGCCCUGGACAGUGUGCCCAUCAUCCUGGCUGACGUGGCAGACGAGGCCUCCCUGUUGUCCAUGGCAAGGCGAACGCGCCUCGUUCUCAACACGGUCGGGCCGUACCGCUUCUAUGGACGUCCGGUGGUAAAGGCUUGCGUCGACAGCAGCACACAUCACAUUGACGUCACUGCAGAACCACAGUACAUGGAGCAAAUGCAGCUUGAGUUUUACGACGAGGCUCGAAAGAAGGGAGUCAUGGUCCUGAGCCCAUGUGGAUUCGCCAGCAUUCCCGCCGAAAUGUGCCUUUCCUACUUGCGCAAGCACUUCCAAGGUGAACUGGAAGUGGUUGAGUCCUACCUGCUGAUAAGGCAAGGUUCUCUGGGCAUGAAAGUCAACUUUGGCACUUGGCAGAGCAUCAUCCACUUGCUGGCGCACGCGUCUGAGCUCCGAGAUUUGCGGCGGCGGUAUCGCGAGAAGUUCCUCAUCAAGCCGCCUCCGCAUCGCCAAACACAAGUGACUCAAAGGAAGGCCUUGUUUUGGAGUGACGUGGCACAAAGCUGGUGCGUGCCCUACGUGGGCUGUGACCGGUCCGUGAUAACUCGCAGCGAAAUGUUUCGACACCAGUUGUGGGACUCGAAGCCGGUGCAAAUUCACACGUAUUUUCGGCUUCCCGGCCUCAUCCGUGGUAUUGGACUCGGCAUAUUGGCGUUCUUCUUUCUCCUGUUCAGCUGGUUCAGCUGUGGCCGCUGGCUGCUCGAGCGGUUUCCUGGAGUAUUUUCUGCUGGCACGGUGAAUCGAGGUGGACCUUCAAAAGAGCAGGCGUUGGGCUGCUCCUUCAGCAUUACCAUGCGCGGCCGUGGAUGGAAGGAAAAGCUUGAUGAGACAGGGGACCGGGGUCACAAGGGCAAGAUGAACCACUCCGUCACCAUCCGAUUGGAUGGACCAGAUCCGGCGUAUGUGACCACGUCCAUGUGCAUGGUGCAAGUGGCAGUGGUGGUGCUCAAGGAGAAAAAGAACAUGGCCGUCGAGGGCGGAGUACUGAGCCCGGGAGUGGCCCUGGAUGGGACGUCCUACCUGGAAAGGAUUCAGCAACGUGGCUUCCACAUGGCCGUGGUAUCUCAGUGAGACUGAAGAACACACGUCGCCAGCACCAGGGGCAUUCCUUUCGCAGUGAUGGUGGUUGCUGAGAUAGUGAUGAUGCUAUCAUUAAGAUUACGUUUCGGCAGGUUGGUUCAGCCUGGCAACCUAUUCCUGCAAUUGCUCCCCGGGAGCGUCGACUUCAGGGAAUAAAUGUUAUGAUGACACGUUUCA
This is a messenger RNA of Dermacentor albipictus, 1662 nucleotides long. Its product is annotated as saccharopine dehydrogenase-like oxidoreductase. NCBI's taxonomy places the organism in Eukaryota, Metazoa, Arthropoda, Arachnida, Ixodida, Ixodidae. Gene Ontology annotation, cellular component: mitochondrion; lipid droplet; plasma membrane. The record is from RefSeq and is a predicted model, not a curated record. Gene Ontology annotation, biological process: glycolipid biosynthetic process.